AUGGCGAUGAAGAAAUCCAGUCUCAGUGGGGACCAUGCAGAGUACAGCCAAGCUCUGCUCCGCGCACCCCCGCCCCAGGAAGCCGUGCUUCUUCCUCGCAGUCCCGACCCUGUGCGGGAUGACCCGGUCUCCAAGCGCUCGCGCUCCCAGGAGUUUUGGGAUCUUCCGCGGACCGUGGCGCGCUCCGCCCCGGAAAUACGUCCUCAGCCGCCUUGGCGCGCUUUUGAAAUUGUGUGUAUUUCGUGUCGGUUUCGCCGGCUCCUGCUGCUUGGGCGUCCCCCACCCCAGGUGCUGCGGCAUCCCCGCGCCGCGAUGAGGACGCGCGAGGAGGUGGACGCGACGCUGCAGGUCGCCAAGCUGAACGCCGCCGAACUGCUGCCCACCGUGCACUGCCUGGGCUUCGGCCCUGGCGCCAGCGGCGCGGACGCCGGCGACUUCUGCCUGCUGGAGCUGGAGCCCGCGCUGUGCCAACAGCUGGAGGCCGGACACAGUCUUGUGAUUCGAGGAGAUAAAGAUGAACAAGCUGUGCUGUGCAGUAAAGACAAAACAUAUGACUUGAAAAUAGCAGAUACUUCAAAUAUGUUGCUUUUCAUUCCUGGUUGUAAAACUCCAGACCAGCUGAAGAUGGAGGAGACACACUGUAACAUUAUUCACACUGAGAUCUUUGGUUUUUCUAAUAAUUAUUGGGAAUUGAGAAGAUGCAGACCUAAAUUAAAGAAGCUGAAGAAAUUUCUAAUGGAAAAUACCUAUGAAGGACCUGACAGUCAAAAAGAAGAGGAUUCAAAUCGCUCAAAAUAUACAACUGAAGAUUUGCUUGAUCAAAUUCAGGCAAGUGAGGAAGAAAUAAUGACCCAGUUACAAGUUUUAAAUGCCUGUGAGAUUGGAGGUUAUUGGAGGAUUCUUGACUUUGACUAUGAGAUGAAACUUCUGAAUCAUCUAACUCAGCUUGUGGAUUCUGAAUCUUGGUCUUUUAGUAAAGUUCCUUUGAACAUAUGCCUUCAGGAACUUGGACCAUUGGAGCCAGAGGAAAUGAUAGAACACUGUCUUAAAUGUUAUGGGAAGAAAUAUGUAGAUGAAGGUGAAGUUUAUUUUGAAUUGAGUGCUGAUAAAAUAUGCAGAGCAACAGCACAAAUGUUACUUCAGAAUGCAGUGAAAUUCAAUCUGGCUGAGUUUCAAGAAGUGUGGCAACAGAGUGUUCCUGAAGGAAUGAUAACUAGGCUUGAUCAGCUCAAGGGUUUAGCACUGGUGGAUAGACACUCAAGACCAGAAGUCAUAUUUUUGCUGAAAGUAGAUGAUUUACCUGAGGGAAAUCAGGAACGUUUUAAUAGUCUGUUUUCUCUAAGGGAGAAGUGGACAGAAGAAGAUAUUGCUCCAUAUAUACAAGAUUUGUGUGGAGAGAAGCAAACCAUAGGUGCAUUACUCACUAAAUACUCACGUUCUUCAAUGCAAAAUGGCAUUAAAGUUUACAAUUCAAGAAGAUCCAUUUCUUAAAAGAACAAGAGGUUUUCCUUUGGGACUGACUUAUAAAGUUGUUAGAUAUAAGAAAAAGAUUCUUUUAUGUAUUUUUAUUCCUGGCUUUUAAAAACCUACUCCUUCAAGACAUUUUUUUUUCUCAUCUUAAUAUUUUGAAACUACUUCUUAUUUUUUAAGGGUAAAAGAAUAUUUCAAUAUCCUUCAAAUUACAUUUGUAAUAUGUACUCAGUGUAAACAAGGACACAAGAAACUAUUUUUUCCUAUUUUUAAUAGAUUAGUCUGUAGUCUCUGAGGUCUACAUGGUUCUAUUUAUAGAAAUGAUAUUGCUUUUUGUACAUAAAAGUCAUACCUUUAAUUAGGCUUUGAUGUUCUACUCAUUAUUUAAAGCUUUUCUGGAGAAGAAAAUAAGUUUCAUAGAAGAGAUUUAGUCACGUACAUGCAUUUUCUCAAUUGAGCUCUCUACUUUCAAUCUUUCACCAAAACAGGAAGUCACUAGGUGCUAUUAAGUAUUUAUAUUAGUCGUUAACAUUUGUGAAAUUGGCUUGGUAAUUGCUGUCCUGUUUAUUUAGCUGGUAUAUACAUGCACUUGAAACAAAAUGGGUUUAAUCUUCAAUUUUUUUGUUUUUGUUUUUGUUUUUGGUACCUGGGAUUGAACUCAGGGACACUCAACCACUGAACCACAUCCCCAGUCCUAUUUUGUAUUUUAUUUAGAGACAGGGUCUCACUGAGUUUCUUAGCACCUGAGCCACUUGGAUUACAGGCAUUAAUCCUUAAUGUUACAGAUCAGUUUAUAAUCCUGGCACAAAUAAAACUCACUAGAAAACUACUAGUAAUUCCUAGUUGGAGUUGGAAUGCUUGA
Messenger RNA from Sciurus carolinensis (gray squirrel), 2332 nucleotides. RefSeq names its product DNA replication and sister chromatid cohesion 1 (gene Dscc1). Gene Ontology annotation, biological process: mitotic sister chromatid cohesion; maintenance of mitotic sister chromatid cohesion. Gene Ontology annotation, cellular component: Ctf18 RFC-like complex; nucleus; chromatin. The record is from RefSeq and is a predicted model, not a curated record. Bases 1 to 1491 code for a protein of 496 amino acids. Lineage: Eukaryota; Metazoa; Chordata; Mammalia; Rodentia; Sciuridae. The transcript has 11 exons.